Messenger RNA from Naegleria fowleri, 324 nucleotides. RefSeq lists its product as uncharacterized. The transcript is spliced from 2 exons. Bases 1 to 324 code for a protein of 107 amino acids. Lineage: Eukaryota; Heterolobosea; Eutetramitea; Acrasida; Naegleriidae. The record is from RefSeq and is a predicted model, not a curated record.
AUGCCAUUCGACUUUAAAUUUGAAAUUGGAAAUCCCUUCUUGAUAGGAAGCGGUUUUGGAUUUGCUGGUUAUGCUCUUGCUGCUCGUGCUCAACGAAUUCACUUUACGAGAAGACCAUGGCACUUGAUUGCUACCAUGUUAACCACUGGUGUUCUCUUUCAAGCUUAUCAUGGAAUUCAUGAAGCACUCACAGAUGAUUUGAUCAGAAAGAGAAAGAUCUAUGUUCAAAGAAGAAGGAAACGUUAUGAAAACAAUGAGACCCCUGAAAGAAUCAAUGAAGACAAGGAUUUGUACAAGAGUAUCGAAAAGGAUUUGGCUCAAUAA